UGCAACUUGGACAAAGGCAGGUUUGACACAGGAUUUGGCUUGUUGUAAGGCAGAAAAAAAGAUGAUGAAAAGCACAGCAGUUUUUGUGCUUUUGUGUAUGAUAACAUACUGCUUUGCUCAUCUAGAUGGAAAUUUUUUGAUCUACAAUGCACAUAAGAACAGAUGCCUGACGGACACCCUGCGAUGGUUAGAGCUGUGUAACCCUCUCAACAUAAAACAGCAGUUUCGCUGGACAUCUGAGGACCGAAUCUUUAAUGUUGCCCUGAAGAAAUGCCUUGGCGUAGGGGCCAAGAAGGAGGGCAAUAAACUGCAGUGGUACAUCUGCAAUGCUAGACAUAGCCUCCAAAAGUGGGAAUGCAAGAACAAUUCACAGUUUAGCCUGAAGAAUGAAUCACUGUACUUGUCCCUUGAGGGAGAAUCUAAUGCUCUAACACUAUCCAGAAAGCAGGAAGACAAGAGCCAGUGGACAAUACAUGGAACAACAGACAACAUUUGCUCUCAACCAUAUGAAGAAUUAUAUUCACUUAGAGGAAAUGGCUUUGGACGUCCAUGCGCUUUCCCAUUCAGGUACAAAAAUAAAUGGUAUGCAGACUGCAUGAAAGAAGACUCCCAGCACCUGUGGUGUGCAACUGAAAGUAUAUAUGAAGAUAAUCAGAUCUGGGGUUAUUGCCCGACAGGUCAAAUAGAAAAUUUCUGGACCAAGAACCCUCUCACAGGGAGGUAUUAUCAGAUAAACAAAGAUUCUGCACUUACCUGGUAUCAGGCAAGGAAAAGCUGUCAGCAGCAGGGGGGGGAUCUGUCAAGCAUCACUGAGUCCCAUGAGCAAACCCUCAUAUCAGGUUUGAGUCAGGGGAAGGGUCCAGAAUUAUGGACAGGUUUAAACAGUUUAGAUUCCUCAAGUGGAUGGCACUGGAUCAAUGGACAACCUUUACGUUAUUUAAACUGGCUCACUGGGCAACCGUCUUUUCAACCAGACCGUAAUUGUGGAACGAUAAGUCAGCAAGAUGAUUCCAAAUGGUCCACUGAUGUUUGUAGUGCAAGACAUGGAUACGUCUGCCAAAAAUCCCUCUCCACUCCCACUAUUCCACCAGUGGUGCACACAGGUUCUUGCCCAAGACCAUGGAUACCUUAUUUAGGUCACUGCUACUUACUUAACCGUGCCAAAAAAACAUGGUCAGAGGCAAAAGACGCAUGUCGGCGUGAUGGUGGAGACCUGCUGAGCAUUCUCAGUAUUGAGGAACAAAGCUUUGCCAUCUCGCAACUUGGCUACUUAAAGACGGACGAGUUGUGGAUUGGCUUUAAUGACCUCAAGACUGCACAGUUAUUUGAGUGGAGUGACCAGUCUAGUGUCCCAUUCGUCUCAUGGGAGAAGAAUGAACCAAGCCACGAUGCUAACAAUAAAGAGGACUGCGUUUUAAUAAGAGGAGAGGAGGGCAAGUGGGCUGAUGAAAUCUGUAAAAAUAAGUAUGGAUUCAUCUGUAAGAAAGAUACCAAUUCAAGUCCAUCCACGAAUGAUACAGUUGUCACAAGUCCUGGCUGCAAGCCUGGUUGGACCAGAUAUGGGUACUACUGCUACUUCAUAGGAACCGAAACUAAAACCUUUGAAGAGGCCAAACAAAUGUGUGUGAAAACUGAAUCUUAUUUGGUGGACAUCACAAGCAGAGUUGAAAAUGCUUUCCUGGUCAGCUUGGUAGGUAUGCAACCAGAAAAGCACUUCUGGAUUGGGCUCUCUAAUAACAAGGAUCGGCAUAAUUUUGAGUGGACGAAUAGCAAAACGGUUUCGUACACUCACUUCAAUGCUGGAAUGCCAGGAGGGAAACAAGGCUGUGUCGCCAUUACCACAGGGACACUUGCUGGAUUGUGGGAUGUGCUAAGUUGUACUAACAAGGAAAAAUAUAUCUGUAAACAGAUGGCUGAGGGUUUUGUCACUACUCCAGCCCCCAUAACUACCCCUGCUCCCAACUGCAGCCAUGAAUGGUAUCCAAUUACAAACAGAGACUUCUGUUUCAAGCUAUUUGGAGUGGAAGAUGAAGAAAAGAAGACUUGGUCCGAAGCUCUCAAUUUCUGCCGGGAACUUGGUGGUGACCUGCUGAGUAUCCACAGUGAUUUUGAUUUGCUCCAAAAUGUCAAUACCUACACCUCAGGAGCAUGGAUUGGAUACAGUAUCCAGGAUCCCACUGUUGGUUAUGUAUGGAGUGAUGGAUCCUCUACAUCUUAUGUAAACUGGCAAGAAGAUGAACCAAACAAUUACAACAAUGUGGAAAACUGUGUCGAGAUAAAAUUUUGGUGGUAUGAAAGAAAAGGAGAAUGGAAUGAUGUGCAAUGUCAAGACAGAAAGGAUUGGUUUUGUGAGAUUCGAAAAGGAGUUACACCAAAUGAAGUGGAAAUUACAAAAAAAUCAUAUAAUAAAACAGAUGAUGGCUGGAUUAUAUACAAUGAUAAUCAGUAUUAUUUCAGUGAAUACAUGCAUGUCUCUAUGGAAGAAGCAAGAGGGUUCUGUAAACAUAGGCAUGGUGAUCUUGUGACCAUCAGUGAUGAGAAUGAAAGAAUAUUUGUGUGGCAUCAGGCAAACCGAUAUAUUGGUUUUUAUAUUGGCAUGAUAGUUGAUCUAGAUAAGUCUUUCACGUGGAUGGAUGGGUCUCCAGUUGUAUUCCAGGCAUGGCAAAAAAACCAGCCCUCUCUUCUGAACAAUGAGGAGCGUUGUGUACAGAUGACUUAUUCUCAAGGGCUCUGGGAGAGUAUAAAUUGUGGUGAACAACUCAAUUUUAUCUGUAAACGAAGUGGCUCUGUCAAAGUCAAUUCAACUGCUGCCCCCACUGAGGCCCCUAGAGGAGGCUGUGCUCCUGACUGGGUGAAGUUUCAAGGAAAGUGUUACAAAAUAGGACUGGAGCUGAAAACAUGGACAGAAGCCAGAUCAUACUGUAGACAUCUUGGAGGAGAUCUUGCUUCUAUUUUUAGCAGACUUCAGCAAGCCUUUCUAACCUUAUUGAUGGAUGAUCAUGACACUGAAGAUUUAUGGAUUGGCUUCAGUAACUUGGCAAACAGAGGAUUUAAAUGGACAGAUGGGACUGUCAUCCAUUAUACAGGCUGGGCCAAAGGACAACCAUCAUCAAGCGAAUAUGUGUGGAUGUGGGAACAUACGGAACCAUCUUGUGUUGCAAUGGGAAAUGUGCAAAGACCUGAGAGGGGCAAGUGGUUAACAAAAAACUGUAAUGAUACCAGUGGAUUUAUUUGCAGUCGUGCUAUUGAUCACUUUAUUGAACCAAGCCCAACAAAGUUAUCCACAACUUUCAUCCAGCUUGGAAAUGAUUCUUAUAUGGUCUUGCAAAAAAACUUGACCUGGAAUGAAGCAAAGAAACAGUGUGAGUUAGAGGGUGCACAUCUGGCUAGUAUUCGGGACUUGCGUGCUCAGUCUUACAUUGAGCUGCAGACCUCAAAACUUGGACAGCCCUUAUGGAUUGGUCUUAACAGCAAAGAGACAAAUGGGUACUUUUUAUGGAUUGAUAACUGGCAGCUGAAUAUGGAGAGGUGGGCCUACAGGGAACCAAGGAGGAGCCAACCCUGUGUUUAUGUGGAUGUGGAUGGACAAUGGAAAACUGCCUACUGCAAUCAAACUUCAUACAGCAUGUGUAAGAAAUCACCAGACAUUGCCCCAACUCCACCAGUGCAGUACCCUGGUGUGUGCCCUGACAUAAAUGAAGCUGAACCACACAUGACAUGGCUGCCUUUUCGAGGGCACUGCUAUGCAUUUGUGACUGAAAGCUAUUCAUGGAGCAGAGCUUCUCAGAUCUGUUUGUCAAGAGGUGCCAGUCUUGUCAGCAUUGAAGAUACAGAAGAGGCCAAGUUUAUAGAGUACUACAUCAGUUUUCUUGGGAAUGAUAAUACCAAGUUCUCAAUAGGCCUUUUUAAGACACAUUUAGACCACUGGCUGUGGCUGGACAGAAGUGUCGUGGACUACACUAAUUGGGAGCAAUCUGCAGAGGAUGAGGAGUAUAAUGAUUAUAACCAUGACUGUGCAUUUAUCUCCACCACAACUAAACAAUGGCAAAAACAACACUGCUUAUAUGAUCGUUCACCAUUCAUCUGCAAAACAGUCAAGGUUCCAAAGCCAACCACUUCAUCAAUUCAUUCUACAGGUGAGACUGUAACACAUAAGAGCCUUGCUGGUGUGAUUGUGGUUGUGGUGUUGGCAGUGCUGUUUGUGCUGGCUGGAUUGGCUUACAUCUACCACAGAAGAACCAGCAGUUGGGAUGCUGCACCUUCAUAUGAGAACCCAAUGUAUUACACUACAGAAGCCCCCAUGUCAGAGGACAAAGAUAACAAAAUAUUAGUGGACCACAUGGAGAAUAAUGAAUAAGUUUCAUAAAUGUGUUUUUAUUAGUUCUUUCUUAUAUUAAUCAUUUUAUUCUGUACAUUAAAUAUUAACUAGCCUGAA
Molecule: messenger RNA, 4435 nt
Organism: Neoarius graeffei (lesser salmon catfish)
Lineage: Eukaryota; Metazoa; Chordata; Actinopteri; Siluriformes; Ariidae
Gene: mrc1b
Product: mannose receptor, C type 1b
Exons: 31
Coding region: 62-4357 (1431 amino acids)
Molecular function (GO): signaling receptor activity
Source: RefSeq, a predicted model, not a curated record